AUGAAAUCACAUACUCAAUAUGAUUUUAAUGAAUUAAUCAAAAAUUAUUUAUUAGAAUGGACAAAUAGUUACGACUAUGAAAAGUUAUAUGUUAAUAUGUCAAAAAGUAAUCAAACACGAACAGCAAAAGAGUUUAAUGAAGCUAUUGAAGGAAAAGAUAGAUUAGUAUUUAUUAUUGAAAGUGCAAAAGGAAAUGUAUUUGGAAGUUAUUGUGGUUCAAAAAUUGAGUCAAGUACAGCUUAUGUUUGGGAUGAUCCUAACCAUUUUGUGUUUACAUUAAAAAAUAAUGUUGAUAUUAAACCUAAAAUAUAUAAACGACGAGUUGAUGGGAUUUUACCUACUUUAUGUUUAUGGUCAAAUGAAAAUCAAGAAAACGUAUUUUCUGUUCCAGGAUUAUGUUGGAUCACAAAUGCAUUUAAACCAAGUUUAGUUUAUCGAAAUUUUAGCAAUAUUUAUAAUGAUAAUGGAGAUGGUUAUGGGGUGUUUUGUACAAAUGAAAAUAAAAUAGAGAAAAAGGCUAAUGCUUCAUUUGUUAGUGUUAGCUCUAUUCAAGUAUAUCGAAUGAAACCAAUUGGAACUUCUUUUACAUUUAAAUGUCAUGGUAAAUUUGAUAAAGGGUCAUUAGAUAGUUUCUUUAGUAAAUAUGGUAAAUGUCAUGUAGAGCUUAAAGGAACAGCAGGAUAUGUAAGAUUAAAUUUUGAAAAUGCUACAGACGCAGCAAAAUGUUAUCAAGAUAAAGAUAAAUUAAUUGAAAAAUUAGGAAGUUACUUAGAGGUGAAGUAA
This is a messenger RNA of Entamoeba dispar SAW760, 783 nucleotides long. RefSeq lists its product as uncharacterized. Bases 1 to 783 code for a protein of 260 amino acids. The record is from RefSeq and is a predicted model, not a curated record. The transcript has a single exon. NCBI's taxonomy places the organism in Eukaryota, Evosea, Mastigamoebida, Endamoebidae.